AUGGAGUGGAACGGAGAGGAAUGGACUAAAGAUGACAUUCCAUUGUUUGGAAUGGCACUAAGUAUCAGUAUGAUUUCCCACAUCGUCCCUCCAAAACUGAAUUGGCAGAUUAAAUUUCGUGUACUAAGGUUGUGGAAAGUCCAUUCUUGGAAUGACCACAAUACUAUUACCAGUUUAGAAAUGAUUUUGCUUGAUGACAAAGUGAGUGUUACAAUUGUUGUUUAUUAUCCUUUGUCAGAUGUGAUUGGUCACGUGAUUAAAAAGUUUGACAUGAAGGAAACAAUGCGAAGUGGAAUUAGAGUUAAACUGUUGGAUAUUAUGUUGGAAGAUUUGGAAGGAAAUAAUGUUGAUUGUACUUUGUGGGCUGAACAUGCUAAACAAAUGAACCAUUAUUUAACUGAUAAUGGUUAUGAUAAGUCGGAUGAAAUUGUAACUUUCAAACUUCUCAACAAAUUCUAUGAUGUGCUUUUAUUAAUGAUGGAAUUGUUACCUUUUGAGCUUCUCAACAAAUUAAUGAAGGUAACAAGAGAAGAUAUUGUGCAUGCCAGCAUUAAUUCAUCUUAUCUAUGGGAUUUUUGUCAAGUAAUGACAUUAACCAAGAACAUGAGGCUUCAAACUGGAUCGUCCGGAUCCGAUGUAACACAAAUGAAGCAAUUUUCAGAUUGGUUUAUGAAUAUUGGAGAAGGAAAAAUUGGUGAGGAUAAUGAUGGAGACUUGAACAUUGAAAUUCCAGAUGAUAUGAUAGUAAAAAAUUCAGGAGACCCCAUUGCUUCUAUUUUGAUUCCUGGUGAAGUUAAAACAUAUUUGAGUUUUGAUACACCAUGUGAAAAAAGUGAAACUCUUGAUGGUCCAUAUAAUAUUCUUACUCAUGAAUUAUUGCAUACCAUCAAAGUUUCAGGCCUAAUAAAUCAUGAAUUGAAAUUAAAGGUUGGUGUGCCUAUUAUGUUGCUCAGAAAUAUUGACCAAUCAUCAGGAUUAUGUAAUGGCACACGUUUCAUUAUUACUCAAUUGGGAAAUUUUGUGCUUGAGGCGAAGGUCAUUUCUGGAAAUAAUAUUGGCCAAAAAGUUUUUAUUCUAAGGCUGUCAUUGACUCCUUCUGACAUGAGAAUUCCAUUCAAAUUUCAGCGCAGACAAUUUCCUAUAUCUGUUUCUUUUGCAAUGACAAUAAAUAAGAGUCAAGGUCAAUCUCUUAAACAUGUUGGGAUCUACCUUCCACAAUCUGUUUUUAUCCAUGGUCAGUUAUAUGUUGCAGUUUCUAGAGUUACUUCACGAGCUGGUUUAAAACUUCUUAUUACUGACGACGAUGGCAAUGCCACUAAUAAGACUUCAAACGUUGUUUAUAAGGAGGUCUUCCAAAAUAUGAAUAACGUUUAG
Vicia villosa (hairy vetch) is the source of this 1374-nucleotide messenger RNA. RefSeq lists its product as uncharacterized. The transcript is spliced from 7 exons. Gene Ontology annotation, biological process: telomere maintenance; DNA repair. Bases 1 to 1374 code for a protein of 457 amino acids. Gene Ontology annotation, molecular function: DNA helicase activity. The record is from RefSeq and is a predicted model, not a curated record. Lineage: Eukaryota; Viridiplantae; Streptophyta; Magnoliopsida; Fabales; Fabaceae.